Marmota monax (woodchuck) is the source of this 1534-nucleotide messenger RNA. RefSeq names its product non-histone chromosomal protein HMG-17-like. The transcript has 2 exons. Gene Ontology annotation, cellular component: nucleus; chromatin. NCBI's taxonomy places the organism in Eukaryota, Metazoa, Chordata, Mammalia, Rodentia, Sciuridae. Gene Ontology annotation, molecular function: nucleosomal DNA binding. Bases 1 to 375 code for a protein of 124 amino acids. Gene Ontology annotation, biological process: chromatin organization. The record is from RefSeq and is a predicted model, not a curated record.
AUGAAUAUGGAGAGUCCCUCUUUUUGUAAUGAAGGUGCAGAGACCGAGCAAAGCCUCGUGGUUGUAUCCCAGAGUCUAAAUCCCGCCGCCAUAGUUUCCACCAAGCCCAAGAGAAAGGCUGAAGAGUAUGCUGAAGGUAAAGCCAAGGUGAAGGACCAACUAGAGAGAAGAUCUGCAAGGUUGUCUGCUAAACCUGCUCCUCCGAAGCCAGAGCCCAAGCCUAAAAAGACCCCUGCAAAGAAGGAAAAGAAGGUAUCCAAAGGGAAAGAGGGAGAAACUGACACUGGUAAGGAUGGGAAUAACCCUGCAGAAAAUGAAGAUUUUCAUUUAGAACAGACGACACAGAAAGCUGAAGGUGCUGGAGAUGCCAAGUGAAGUGUGUGCAUUUUCAAUAAUUGUGAACUUCUGCUGACUGUACGGUUUGGAAUACUAUUUUUUAGUCAAGUUUAUAAAAAUACAGAAUUUUGUUUUACUUUUUUUUUAAAGCUAUGUUGUUAGCAUUUCGUUUUUAUUUGGGGGGGAAGGAGAAUAUGUCACUAAUAGAAUGACUCCGAAGCUGGAUUGCUGGGGCAUUGCCUGGGACACCUUUCCCUGCUAGUUUUGAAAGACUUACUCUCAACUCCCAGGAGCCACCUUGGCCAAAAAAACCUUCAUCUUUAUGUCCUCCUUCCUCUCUGCAAUCAGCAUGGACUUAACUCCCGUAAACCCAGAGAUGGAUUGAGACCGGAUCCCCCACCCGGAAGUAGGUUUUACUAAUACGUACUUUCCAGUGUCCCUCAAAGGAGCAGCAGUUCCUUUCCUAAAUUCUGGAUUUUCUGACUGAUAAAUCUUAAAGGUAGGGUUGGCUCAUGAAAAAUUGUUAAACAACAUGCUAAAUGUGAAACUUACCCUGUACAGAGCAUCAAAUGAAGAUACCAUUGAGUUUUAUAGUAGUUUUUUGCUCUGGUAGUUCAGAAAGGGAGUUUAGAAGCUGCUGUAUACUGUUGAUGAUUGUCUGCCCAUGUCCUGGGUGAAAUGCAUGAUUAUUUAUGAACAGUAUUGGAGGGGGUGCUACCGAGGAAUAUUCAGGGGCACUCAACCAUUAAGCCACAAACCCAGCCCUAUUUUGUAUUUUAUUUAGAGACAGGGUCUCACUGAGUUGCUUAGCACCUCAUUUUUGCACAGGCUGAUUUUGAACUCGAGAUCCUCCUACCUCGGCCUUCGGAGCCACUGGGCUUACAGGCGUGUGCCACUGUGCUCAGCCAAAAAGUAUUUUUAAUAAAGCUGGAUUGGCAAAAUAGAUAUUAAUACACUGUUUUGUUUAACUGAGGAUAUACUACUAUUGCUAAAUUCAUGGAGCAAAUUAUGAGAACAUAAAAGACGAUAAUUUUACUAUUGACUCAGAUGCUGGCAAUACAAGUGCACUAGACCUUUUUUAAAAAUACAUGCUAUACACAUAUCAUAUCUUUUAAAGGGUAACUGAAAAUGACAAUCCUGGAAAAAUUUUGAAAUAAAUGCCAGAUCAUAAAAUUUCUGUGAAAACCAUCACAAACAU